AUGACCACCCCCUCCUGCUGCUCCCCUUGCUGCCAGCCCACCUGCUGCAGAACCACCUGCUGUAGAACCACCUGCUGGAAGCCAACCUGUGUGACCAGCUGCUGCCAGCCCAGCUGCUGUGGGUCCAGCUGCUGCCAGCCUUGCUGUCAAACCUCCUGCUGUAGGACCAGCUUCCAACCAAGCUGUGUGACCAGCAGCUUCCUCACUCCCUGCUGCCAGCCCUGCUGCUGUGAGCCCAGCUGCUCCCAGCCCUGCUGCCAGCCCAGCUGCUGUGAGCCCAACUGCUGUGAGCCCAGCUGCUGUGAGCCCAGCUGCUGCCAGCCCUGCUGCUGUGAGCCCAGCUGCUGCCAGCCCUGCUGCCAGCCCAGCUGCUGUGAGCCCAACUGCUGUGAGCCCAGCUGCUGUGAGCCCAGCUGCUGCCAGCCCUGCUGUCCCUCAACCUGCUGUGAAACCACCUGCUGUAGGACCACCUGCUGUAAACCAACCUGUGCGAUCAGCUGCCGCUGCCAGCCUUGCUGUACCCCCAGUUGCUGCAGCACACCCUCCUGCCAGCCCAGCCGCUGCGAACCCAGCUGCUGCCAGCCCUGCUGCAUCCCCAGUUGCUGUAGCACACCCUGCCGCCAGCCCAGCUGCUGCAAGCCCUGCUGCCAACCAACAUGCUGCAGGACCAUCUGUUCUGAGCCAACUCGUGUGACCACCUGUUACACAACAUCCUGCUGCAAGCCCUGUUGCUGUGUGUCUAGCUGCUGCCAGCCAACCUGCUGUGAAACCACCUGCUGCAGGACCACCUGCUGUAAACCAGUAUGUGAGACCAGCUGCUGCUGCACACCCUGCUGCCAGCCCUGCUGCAGCCCAACCUGCUGUGUAACCACCUGCUACAAAACCACCUGCUACAAGCGAACCUGUGCUCCCACCUGCUGCCAGCCCUGCUACAUCCCCAGCUGCUGCAGCACAUCUUGCUGCCAGCCCUGCUACAUCCCCAGCUGCUGCAGCACAUCCUGCUGCCAGCCCUGCUACAUCCCCAGCUGCUGCAGCACAUCCUGCUGCCAGCCCUGCUACAUCCCCAGCUGCUGCAGCACAUCCUGCUGCCAGCCCUGCUACAUCCCCAGCUGCUGCAGCACAUCCUGCUGCCAGCCCUUCUUCCAACCAACUUGCUACAAAACCACCUGUGCAAGACCACCUGCUGUAAACCAACCUGUGGGACCAGUUGCUGCUGCACACCCCGCUGCCAGCCCAGCUGCUGCCGAUCAGCUCCUCAGCAGACAAACAUCUGCACAACCUUCACAAAUUUGCUUCUUUCGGUGA
Messenger RNA from Nannospalax galili (Upper Galilee mountains blind mole rat), 1305 nucleotides. Its product is annotated as keratin-associated protein 9-1-like. NCBI's taxonomy places the organism in Eukaryota, Metazoa, Chordata, Mammalia, Rodentia, Spalacidae. Gene Ontology annotation, cellular component: keratin filament. The coding region runs from base 1 to 1305 and encodes 434 amino acids. The transcript is spliced from 2 exons. The record is from RefSeq and is a predicted model, not a curated record.